ACAGAUUCACAGUUGGCUUCUCAUUUCUGUAUCUCUUGCCAUUCAGCUAUAUACAUUGUGGUUAUACGUACAUAGAAGCUUAAUCAAGUGAAAUUUACUGAAAUUUCGAUCUUUUACGUAGUAAAGAUGAACAGAAGUGAUUCAGCCCCGAUGAUCAGCACUCACGCAGAGUCAUCAUCGUCAAGAAGGAAGGCUGCUCACAAAGAUGAGGCAUAUCAUGUGAUGAGGGUACUCGCUGCUGAUCCCAAGCACGAUCACAAUAAGGGAGCUGGAUGGAAGAAGGGCGUUGCAGUGCUCGACUUCAUUCUAAGGCUAGGCGCCACCGCAGCUGCUCUAGGUGCCACUGUGACCAUGGCGUCCAGCGAGCAGACUCUUCCUUUCUUCACACAGUUCUUCCAGUUUUCAGCUGGUUAUGAUGACAUGCCCACUUUCACGUUUUUUGUGAUAGCAAUGGCCAUAGUGAGCGGCUACCUUGUCCUCUCCCUCCCCUUCUCCAUAGUCUCCAUCGUCCGUCCCAAAUUAGUUGCUCCAAGGCUUCUCUUGCUUAUCUUCGACACUGUGGCGCUUACUCUGAACACUUCUGCUGCUGCCGCUGCGGCCGCCAUAGUUUACUUGGCUCACAAUGGGAGCUCGGAUGCAAAUUGGCUUGCUAUCUGCCAACAGUUCACUGAUUUCUGCCAGCAAACCAGCGGGGCUGUAGUUUCAGCAUUCGUCGCGGUUGUUAUGUUCACAGUGUUGAUUCUGCUGUCUGCUGUUGCUCUCCGGAAAGCUUAAGAUCAUGGAGCUUUCGAGCUGGUUGAAUGCAUGAGAUUGAUGUUGCUUUUGGAU
Fragaria vesca subsp. vesca is the source of this 828-nucleotide messenger RNA. RefSeq names its product casparian strip membrane protein RCOM_1259250-like. The transcript has 3 exons. Bases 127 to 774 code for a protein of 215 amino acids. The record is from RefSeq and is a predicted model, not a curated record. NCBI's taxonomy places the organism in Eukaryota, Viridiplantae, Streptophyta, Magnoliopsida, Rosales, Rosaceae.